AUGUCCCCGACCAACCUUCUCUUACUUGACGCCUUGAAUUCCUCCCACCCCCCUUUCACGGCUCAUUUUGAUAAGCUUAAACCCUACCGCAGCCGAAUCCCCCUCUGCUCCUUCGAUUCCCUUCCCAUCCUCCCCCCCAACCAAAUUCCCCCUAUAGCCUCCGAGUUUACUGUAUCCUCACCCCGUGUCGACAUCGACGCCGACGACGACGAC
Dibothriocephalus latus is the source of this 213-nucleotide messenger RNA. The record is from the annotation of a GenBank genome assembly. NCBI's taxonomy places the organism in Eukaryota, Metazoa, Platyhelminthes, Cestoda, Diphyllobothriidea, Diphyllobothriidae.